Molecule: messenger RNA, 1164 nt
Organism: Eruca vesicaria subsp. sativa (arugula)
Lineage: Eukaryota; Viridiplantae; Streptophyta; Magnoliopsida; Brassicales; Brassicaceae
Source: the annotation of a GenBank genome assembly
AUGGAACAUUCACAACCAUCUCUCUCGCGACAUGGACUUGACCUAGAUCAAGCCGGGAACUGCACAGCAGCAACAACCAUUCCUUUCGAUCUCAUCUUCGAGAUACUCUCUCUACUUCCUGCGAAAUCGCUAUUCCGAUUCCAGUCCGUGUCAAAGCAAUGGUUCUCUACCAUCCGCAGCAAAAGUUUUGUCGACUCGUUCCAGACUAGGUCAAAGACUCGUCCUCGUCUCCUUCUCACGCUGUAUCGCAGAGAUGCUGAGAAGAAAUUAAUCUUCUCGGCUCCUGAACACACAGACGAUGAUAAAUCCUCCUCCAGUUUCAGUGUCAUGGCAAGAUACGACACGACCAUCUCGGAUGCGGACGAUACGUUCUAUGGUUCUGCCAACGGUUUUGUCUGCUUCAUAGGUGCUCGUUGUGAUCCCACUAUCACCAUUUAUAAUCCCACUACAAGACAAGUUGUGAAGUUGCCAGAAGUUAAACCCAACGGAAGAUACAUGAACGCAGGUCUUGGGUAUGAUCCAGUUGAAGAUCAAUACAAGGUGUUUUGUGUGAUGAUGUUCGGCUCUGAACAGGAGCAUUUCGUUUGCACUUUGAGUUCAUCUCAGAAACAAGAGUGGAGAAGGAUCGAGAACCCGCUCGGAGAUAAUUACGAUUAUGUCUACUCCGGACAGACAUGCAUUGAUGGUGCUCUAUACUCUGGAGUUGGUCUUCAGAUAAGAAUAGUUAGGUUCGAUGUUAGAUCAGAGAAGAUUGAGUUUAUUAAAACACCCGAAGAAUUAUACCUUCCCAGUCUUAUAAAUUACAAGGGAAAAUUGGGCAGUGUAAAAUAUUUAUGUUAUUCUAGCACAGAAGUUUUGAUGACACUGUGGGUUCUUGAGGAUGCUGGGAAACAGGAAUGGUCGAGAAUGAAGUUUGUUCUACCUUAUCAGUGGGAAGAUGUCUUUAGCCCUACACUGUCUAGAGUAGUGAUCCAUGGGGGGGAGCUUAUGGUGUUUGAUCCAUGCUUACAGUCAUCUGAGCCUUUUUAUGUUUGGUGUUGUGAUCUUAAUAAAAAGAGUAUAAGAAAAGUCGAGAUCAGAGGACUGACGGAUGGUCAUUUCAGACGUAUAACCGGUGAGAUGUUAUGUUAUCCAGGUCACAUUGAGAAUAUUAGGUUCUUGUAA